Molecule: messenger RNA, 355 nt
Organism: Gilbertella persicaria
Lineage: Eukaryota; Fungi; Mucoromycota; Mucoromycetes; Mucorales; Choanephoraceae
Exons: 2
Coding region: 45-299 (84 amino acids)
Source: RefSeq, a predicted model, not a curated record
AUGUUUUUUCUUCUCUUUUUCUUUUUUUCUUUCUUAUUCAUAAAAUGACUCGUAGCAAGGACUCUAUUUAUUCUGGUCGUCAUGACAGACAUAUUGCCAGAAAUGGUCAAACAGAAGCUCGUUAUGGAAUUAAGAAAAUGGGUGCUGGUACUGCCAAUUGGGGUGUCUUGGGUGAUGAAAUACCUGAUGCACAAGAAAUAGCCCAUGCUCAAGAAGUCCAUCACUUUCAGUAUGGUAAACUCAAUCUGGUUGAUUCAGAAACAUUUGCUACCAUGCGUUCUUCUGAACAAGCUUCUUAGUUUUUAUUCCCUCUUUUUCUUUGUUUUUGGUUAAUAAACAACAUCUUUUUGUAAAU